UUUCCCCAGUGGCUUAAAGGCUGCAGUGUUCAGUCAUUCCCCAGCUCAGAGUAUCAGUUUCCGUCAAAUGCAGGCUUGGGAUUUGUAUGAUGCACAAGAUAACGGCUGGGAGACUUUCUCCAGCUGCUGUUUGCUCCAUCUGUGGAAGGAAGCAAUCAUUGCUCCUAAUUUCUUGCGAGAUUUGUUUAAAGGUUAUACAGCUCAAGAAUGUAGAAAGGAGAAUUUGAAUUUUUGUUCAACAUUGAAAUUCUACCUAACUGUACUCCAUGGAUUACAGAGUACAGCCAAACUUCCAGUCAGUGAUGGCUUCUGCUGCAAAGCUGUGUGUUGGAGCUACCUGCUGUGACUGAAGCCUUGGCAACAUGUUCAGCGUGGAGGACCUCCUGAUUUCUCAUGGCUAUCAACCCCCGAGGAGAAGUGCAGGGGACAAGCCCCCGACCUCCUCCUCCUCCUCGGACGACAACGACAACCUCGACCCCGGGGGCCACCGUGAGGUCAGGCGCAAGUCCGGCCACGGAGCGGUGAACGGGUGUGAGGCGGAGAGAGGCGGCGGCGGGCAGCCGCGAGUGGCGGGCGACCGGGGUGACAGCGAGGGCAGGCGGGUCGGUGCCGGCUGUUGUGCUCAGGUGCACCGUCUGUUCCCACCCGCCGCCGACCAGACCCGGUUAAACAGUGGUCCUCCAUUACCCUGUUCAUCAAGACCCAACUCGGGUAAAGAUGUCACCUACUGGAAAAGAAGGGGACAAGACUUCAGUGUCUUACUUGAUUAUACAACCCGAGGAGACUCAGAAGGAACUAACAUGAGGAAAACUCAAAGCAUUCCAAAAACUGAACAACUAGGAAGAGGAUCACAAGAUCAAUUGCUGAAGAGCAAGCAGCGGGUGACAGAAGCAAGUAGACCAGAUCAGCAAAAGAGUUGGAUAGCAGAAGGUCAGAGUAUGGUGGAGAGAGAGGUGCGCGAAGACAAGUGGAGAACUCCGAUGGAUCGUAAGUGUCAAAGCUUGGGAACCGAGGAAUGGAAAUCAUCUUUAGGAAGACAGUUGUCUGACAGUGAUGGAAAUAAGUUGAGACAAAACAUAUUACCCAAGAUGGUUAGUGAUGAAGUAUUUAGAAAAGAAGGAAUGGAAUAUGUAAAAAAAGGAAAGUCUCAGUCAUUGCCUCGGGUCAUACCAGACAGCAAUGGCAAGGAAUUUCAGACAGGACUACAUUAUGUAACAACAUCUGGCUUUAAUAGAAACAGACUGGAAAAUCAGUGUUUGAAAGAUCAUCAUGCAUUGCAAAACAGCAGUUCUUAUUGUAAUGCUAAAACAAGUUCAAAAUGGAGAGAAAAUGUCAGGCAGAACACUCAGUUUACCCAGCUGCCCAAAGCUAAGUUCAAUAGACCACUCAAACCUCCCUCCUAUGAACUGUAUCAGCAAAUUAGGAGAAGUUCAGAAAUGUUACCCAGUCUCCAGGUGCAUGGAGAAAACGAAGGACAAGACCCUUACUUUGCCAAGGACAGUGAAGCAGGUGCUGACAAUAAUAGUUGUCCCCAAGCUCUUGCUAGUGGCAACUUGGAGCCUCCUGUCUAUGUGCCUCCCCCAUCCUAUAAAGCACCACCUCAGCAAAAACUUGGUCAGAUAUAUUUUGAUAAAGUGCCUAGUUGUAACAACAAUACAGGUCAACUCUCUCAAUCCACAAAGACUCGUAUAGAUCAGGCUCACUGGUGCUUAGAAAAUGAGGAGAGUAAUCAAGCUCACGAAAGACUAGCUUUUGAUGAUAAUGAUGCAAAGCAACGUUUACUACAAGCCAAAAAUAUGAAUGAUGAAACAGGUAACUGUGUUCCUCACACUCGGGUUAGCCAUAGUGCUUCACAUAACGGAUAUGCAGAUGACCAAAAGGCGUUUGUCAAGUACAUACCAUUUAACGAUCCUCGGAUUAGGCAUAUUACGAUAGUGCAAUCUGAAAAGCAAUUUGAAGAAGUAGAUUAUAAGCAAGAACAAUGGAAUGCAACAGAGCAAGUUACAGAUGGAAAUAAGAUAUUUGGAUCAUCACACCAUCGUAGUGCCUUCUCUGUUCCAUCAGGGUCACAUUACUCUACUCAGGCAGGCCUGAGGCCGAUAGCUGAUCCUACAACUGGUAACAAAUGGUUGGUGGCAUCCAAGCCAGAGAGUGAGAACAGCACAAAGUCAGACCAUUGUCAUAAACCAUAUGUAGGCAACCAGUGUGAAUCCUCAUUAAGGCAUGAUUCAAGGAUUCUUUCAACCAUAAACCAUCCAGCAGGCUUUCCACAAUCAAGUGCCAAUGCUAAAGGAAAACUGCAUGCAAACCAAGGCACUACUGAAACAGUGACCCAGGUAAAGAAAUGGGAGCCAGAUUCCCAGUUUUUUGAAGUGCAAGGAAAGAAACAGCCAAAAAGAAGAAUGACAGAAACAAUAUUUUGUCUCAUUUCUGUUCCACUCAAAACCUCUGAAGAAGGGUCCAAUGAAGAUGUACUUAAUAGCAACGUGAGAAAUGGAAAUGUUGAAAAGAUCAUGAGUGAUAGCACUGGAAAUUUAACUGAGCAAAGUUUUUUAAGCAUGUCCUCUUCUGACUUGGAGUUACAAGCAUUGACAGGAAACAUGAUGUCAGAAAAUGGAUUGAAGAAACUGGAGCACUGGAAUGAAGUGAGCAAUAAAUGCACAGUUGGCUAUAACUUUAACCAGCACAGAGAGCUAAGAGCCUCUGGCUCUUGGCCAGGUGACCAGUACAAAGAUCAAGAAACACAAACAAGUUUCAAUAAAGGCCCUCGCACUACUCAAUCAUUCACCAGUGCCAUAAAAAAAGUUGCAAAGGGCAACCAGAGUCAAAGGCAGAACCACUCAGAAUCUGAAACUCCUGUACUAAAGCAAGGGGAUCAAAUAAGUGCAGAAGCUACUGUCAUCGGUAACCAGAAACAGAAGCUGAGUAACCAUCCAAUAACUGGUCAGACAAGUUUGCAUCCAUCCAGCAACAGUGCUUUCUCAAGAACAGCACCUACACAAUAUCAGGUAAUUAAAUCUCACAAACACCAGCUGGAAGGAGCUUCAAAAAGCCCCCAUGAGAAAGGCAGAGAUGCAAGUGCAGAAGAGCAGGUGGAAGAGAGCAGAGCAUGUCCACAGACUUCAUUCAACAACGGCAAAGAAUCUGUAGGCUUUGGUCAGUUUCUCCUGAAGCCUGUAAACCGCCGUCCUUGGGAUGCAAUUAGUGAGCUGGAAAACUUCAACAAAGAGAUUCAGGAACACGAGGAUUGUAACAAUCAGACACUGGAAAUGGAAAGUGAAGACAGUGAGCUUUCUGCACCCCAGUCGAUAAGUUCAGACAUAGCCUUUCCAAACACUCGUAUGCCUUCCUGUCACAAAUCUGAGCUGUUUGUGCCUGAAAAACCAUUGGCCAAUAUGAAUGCACCCAAAGAAAACCUGGACAGUGGAAUUAACAAACACUGUCCAGAUUAUACCAAUAUUACCCUUGAGGUACAGAAAUCAUUUAGAAUAGCUGCUGACAAUGACAAGCUCAGCAGCCAGUUCAGCAAUCCACUUCAUAAACCUAUCAGCAAAAGAACAACAAAUACUAAAAGCAGCACAACUUUAAAUGUAUUCUCAGCAAAAAAUGCACAGUUCACUAAAUUAAACAAUGAAAAGAAUGCAGAGGACACUAAUAGCAAAAGCCAAUGUAUAAGCAUCAAUGGAGUUAGUAAACCUAUGUAUCAACUAAGUGAAAGAAAGGCAGGAGAGAUAAUUGAUGACAACUCAUUAGUCAGAGAUAAGGCAGCAGGUAAAAUAAAUGUCCCAGCUCCAGAAACUGAAUGUAAUGGCAUUAUUAGAAAAAUGUUCUCUCAAUUUGACAGUGAUCAGAUUUAUUCAGAAACUGACCUAAGCUCUUUAAGUUCUUGUAAAAGCACAAAACCAAUUACUGAUAACCUGAAUGACCUCUUUGAACAGAAAACAGUGAAAGGAAUUUCUAAAACUGAAUCAUUUGAAGAAAGAGCUGCCAGGAUUUUAGGUAUUGACGUGGCAGUGGAAGCCUUGAUUUCUCCAACAAAGAAAGCUCAGCAUCAGGAUGUAGGAGAAAAUGAGGCAAAGCCUUCCUCUGAAGAGGAGCUGGUCCAUCAUGUGACAAACAGUAAAUGCUCUUCAGGAGAAGUACUGGGGCAUGGCAUGGGUAAAGGCUUGGAAAUUGACAAACAAUUGGAAUGGAAAGACAGCCCAGUUUAUGGAACAUGGUUACCAAAUGGAAAUAAUGUGCUCCAGAAUAAAUUAUCAAAACAGGUUACUGAAAGUAACAAAGAAUUGCAGUUGGAAAAAAGGGCCAUCAUCAAUGAAAUUUUUCACGAACCUUUCAAGGAGUUUUAUAAUUGGGCUGACAAAAAUUGCUGCUUUGGCAUCGAAAGCAAAAACGCCUCUCUCGUGGGCCCAGAGAGGAAAGGGCGAAACACUUCAGGAAUGAUCGAAGCUUUGCAAGGUAAGCUUGCAACACCUCCGGGCCGCACAGCUCUGGAUCGCUUGGCCCGAAUGAAAGAAGUUGACUCAGUUUCCCGUAUCAGGCGUCUCAGCAUAAAAAGUGCAGAUUCUGGUGAUGAGCUUGAUGAGGAUAAAUGUUGCACAGAGCAAGGAGAUAAAAAAGGGCCUUAUACGUCAGUUCGAAAGGAAGACACGCAUGCAACAAAGAAAAGAAUUAUAUCGCCAGAACAGGAUUUGGAAUCUUUUGUGUCUUCAAUCACAGCUAAAACUGAGAACAAAGAUGCUGGAGAUGCUUACGAUCCCAGCAAGGUUGAGACUGUGUGAAAAGCGAUCGGCCAAGAGCAAGGAGAUGUCAGGAAAACGUUGUGGAUUUUACACUGUGAUCUAGUUCACAAGACUGCCUUUCAUCAAAUGCAAACUUCUAGAAUGCCUUCCACACACACACACCAUUUGUAUUAACAAAUGCAUUGAUAAAAUGCUAUAUCACUGCCAGGAAGAAAUUAAUUGGGUACAGAAAUUACUGUUAAAUUAUCUCUUCAAUAAAUAUCCUAGCCUUCUGUAGCUGGUAGUCCCAGCUGGAGCGCAGGAACACACAGUACAAAUCCACCCUUAACUUGGCACAUAACCCACCUGCUCUGAGUCCAGAAGGCAGAUGGUGCAGGAAGUGAUGAGAGGCCACGUUGGUGCAAUAAGAAACAACCUACUGAAGUUGUGGUUGAGGCAAAGUGAAGGCUCCCAAAUGUGCGAUGCCUGAUCUGGAAAUGCUUGAUGAUAACACUGGACACCUGAAACGAGGGAAUACUCUUCCCCUUAGAGUUAAUAUCACUCACCUAAAGAGCACAACAUUAUAAAAAAAUCCAACCUUCUGCUUUGAGAUUCCACUAACUGGACUUUAUAUCAAAAAUUAUCAAUAUUAUACUCAAAGUACUGUAUUGGAUUUGCUUUCUCUCUGGUAGAGGUAUUUGAAAGUGCACAAUUCUGCAUUUUAAUUUCACUUGAUUAUGUAAAAGCAUUUAGUGGAAGAAAUGGAUCUUUCCAUCUAAUGGAACUCUAAAGCUGGAUUUGCCAAUAUCGAUGCAAUUUAGAACAGACUGGUUGUCAGUGAGUUUAAGACGGAUCCAAGUUUGUGUAUAACAUUACAAGAUGAGAACACUUGUACUUCAGGUGUAUAUCUGGGCAGCUGCAGGGAGUGUACAGGUGACAGAUACAAAAGAAAUGUGUGAAUGGAAUUUACAGGGAUUUGGGAUUGAUAAUUCAGAAAGCGUUCGGCAACAUUAGAUCUGCUGUCCUAUCUUCCUUUGGAGAACAAGAGUCAACUUGUGCACCAACUGUCUUCCAAGGCUACAUCUGUCGCCCGAGCAGCAGAUGUUCCUGGAUCCCAUGGUCCUACUUGUGGGUACAAGUUAUAACUCUGCACUUUGAUGUGCCUGGGAUCCCUCUUGGACAGUGGGAGUGAGGGAGACACAAUGUCCCAGUAAGGGAAACUCAUUAAUGGCAGUUAAAAAUGAAACAAUUGGCACAAAGAUAGAACUGAGAUAAAGCCAAAGGAAUACAAUGCAUGGUGAGAGAUUACAGAUUGAAUUUAUUUGCACAGGGCAUUAAAGAUCAGUCAAUAUCGCAGAAAAUUCCUGUAGCAACACUGGGCAGGUAGCUCACGGAGCAUUCUUCAAUAGCAGUAUUCUGUCUACAGUUUGGAAGUGGCAAGCAAGAUGGAUCCACGCCCCCCCCCCCCCCCAAGUCUCCCCCCAAUCACCCACUUCCACUGCCAGUCCUAUGAGUAACAAAAUAAUUUGGCCUUGCGGCCAAACUCCUGAUCCCCACUCACCAAAAAUAACAAGGAAAUUCAUAUGUUCAGUUGCGACUAAUCAGAGCUCUCACCCAUUUUCCAUCCUCCAGUGUGCAGUUCACACUAGAGCACAUGGCCAUCGGUAGACACUGAUCAUUGCCCAUUAACUAGCUUAGAUGGGUAUCUUGGUCGGCAUGGACGAGUUAGGCUGAAGGACCUGUUUCCUUGCUGUAUCACUCCAUGACUCUAACUCAAGGUCUGUUCUUACCUUACAGGAUUUGCCAUAGAGAUUUAUGCAGUAAGAUGCAUUCUUCAAAUGAAUAUUUGUUAUUAAUCAGGAAAUUAACUAACAAAAAAGAAAUUGUGUGGUCAUUCACAUUUCCAAAGUAUGUACUUUUGCUCAAUGUUAAUUUAAAUAUUUUUGACCUUCAAUGAUUGUGUGCCUGCUGGGAAUUUAAUAAUCAAGGUUUUAGAACCACCAAUUGUUAGUUGCAGUUCUCUACAGUAACCUUUCCGGAGAUGGAUGAUUCUGUGCAAACCUCACAUAACACUGCCAUCCAGUGUCAUUACACUGCUGAAAUUGUACAUCUAGCCUUUUGUUUUCAUUGCAGAAAAUGAUGGGCAAGCUACAGGAAGAUACUGAAGGUGGUAUUACUCAGAUCAUUCAGUCUUGGUUCCCAUUCUUGAAGAUGGCUGAUCUUAAUAUAGCUGAGAAAUGGUAUAAAAUCACAUGACAGCAACACCUUGCAAUAAUAUAGCACCUUUAACAUACAUCUCAUUGUGCUAUAUUGGCUUUAAACAUAAGUGGAAUGUAAUACUCUAAUGGCUUGCUAGUGCCUUUCUGAAUUACUAUACAUCAAUGAAAUGGCCUCAAAGAGUUUGCUUUAUAUAAAAUGUGUAUAUUUAUUUUUAAUGUAUACAGUAUUAUUAGAUUAGAACUAACAACAGGAUUAUCAGAUAUCUGGUAUUUGGAAUCUUGAUUAAUGGGGAGAAUCAAAAGACAGGCAAAAACUCUAAGGUUGUUGAGUGUUAAACAAUAUGGGGAUUUGAGGUCACACUGUGAGCUUUCUUUUCAUGGAAAUGGAGUGGUAGAGGGUUAGGAAGGGGAACGUUCCUUCUCUGUACCUUCAAGAGUUAUUAAGCAUUUUUUGAAGCUACAAUGUAUCAGCAUCUCCUCAGGGUAGUGAGAAACAGACAAUAAAUGCUGGCCUUUCUCAAAAAGGUCACAUCCUGAGAAAGAAUAAAACAAAAAUUAAAGUCUAUAAUGUGUAAAUAAAUUUCAGCUAAUGUGCCCUGUGUUUGCACGUAGUUUACUUACCAGAGUAGAUUUCAUAAAAGUUGCCCAGGGAGUGUGUGCAAAGGAAAUUGCCUUGUCAAUAUAUCAUGCUAAUGAACCAGAUCUUGUAAUCCUGUUGUUUUUAAUGGAAAAGCACAAAUGACUAGUGUUUACAUUCAGAUUGAGUGCCACAAAGUAUAUAUAAAACCUUGAUAUUGGAUAUUUGCCAGUCAGGUAUCUGGUCCACUGUUUAUUGGUUAAUGGAAGGGCACAAGAUAGCUCUGACAUUUCCACAGGAUAAAAAUGACAGUAUUCUAAGCUUGAGUAACUCAUACCAAUCACAAAACGCUAUUAAUUCUAAUAUAGAUGCCUGCUUCCUACAGACAACAUAUUUGUUAUUUUUCUAACAUUUAAAGGAAUAACACUUGUGAAAAAACAAGCUAUGUUAUAUGUUUAAACUUUAAAUGCCACUCUAGUUUGAGGUCAGCUUUCGUUCUUAGCACAUGGGUCACAGGCAUUCAAAAGUUAAUGAAAAUUGACAGCAAGGCAAGUAGGCUUACAGCUGACUUAAUAUAUAGAGAUAAAUUGUAUAGUUUAAUGCAUAUCUAUGUAUAUAGUAUAUAUAUUGGAAGCAUAUGAAGUGACGGACAAUAGACGUUGAAUUAUAUCCAACGACAAUAAGACUUCCAAGAUCAAAGUUGAUAUAGAAUCCUUGUAUUUUGAUUGGUUACCUCAGGUCCCAGAUUCAAUUUCAGGGAAGUCACUUUCAGAGGAACCGAGGAAUGAACCUGUAGUUGGAUCUAGAUAAGUAUUAUUUACUCAGAAAAACUUCUGAAGAGAAAUCAAUGAACCGGUUUCCAGUUCAUCAAAGGCCAGCGUUAUCACAAAUUAUAUUUUAGCCUCUUGGUGCUAAUCCACCUUAAGAAGCAUUGCACUUAAUCUAACACCCUUUAAAUUUGGUGCAUAGUAACAUAUUGAUGCUGUCAAUUUAUCAUCUCAAAUUGCACCCCACACCACCACACUGAUAAUCUGUAGGUAAAUCAGCCCUACAUUAUAUAGCACAAAAUGCUGUUCAGGCGUACUCCAAUUAUUAAGUAAUAAAAUCUGCAAUUGUACUACAGAUUUUGUUACUAUAAUUGGAAUGGACAAAUAUAAAUAUCUCCGUACUUUGCUAAAACCCUUGUGACAAUACCGAGAAUGAAAUACCAGCUUAUGUAAAAAGCCAAAUUGUUAUACAAAUGCCAAAUACAAUGUGGGAGAGAGACUGGAAACUUCAGUUUCAUAGGAUAGUCCUUCCGAUGGCUAUUCCUCUGCUCUUAUCAAAGGAAAUUCACCUGAAUGCAAUACAUGUGUGUGUCUAAAAGGGGAGCUGGACAAUUUUCUAACAUUGCUUUUGGUGAUAUUAUUUCCAUAGCAAGGUUAAGUCUCCAUAUAAAUGCUUCAUGGAGACAGUGUUAAUAUUAGCAAACAAGUAGCCUGAGGAGAUUGAACUGCAGUUUUUGUGUCGAGAAGGAGAUAUAUUUGAGUGUCUCAGAAAAACUCGUAAGUGUCACGUAUCUUAGAAGCUCUUCCAUUAUUUUUGAAAAUAAAAUCAGUUAUUUUAUUUUUUAAACAAAAAUAUGUAUUUGUAUAGAACCCAAGAGGAUGUGGAGGAAAGCAAAAGGGAAUUUCCUUGUUUUCCCCUAAGGCUUGACAUUAACUUCUAUUUAUCAGCUCAGUGUAAAUACUAAUUCACAGGCUGCGAUGUAUCUUCACCGAUGUAUAUUAUUCCAGGUUAUCUCUAAAUAAAAUAUAUGCAUGAAAGUUC
Molecule: messenger RNA, 9326 nt
Organism: Pristis pectinata (smalltooth sawfish)
Lineage: Eukaryota; Metazoa; Chordata; Chondrichthyes; Rhinopristiformes; Pristidae
Gene: jcada
Product: junctional cadherin 5 associated a
Exons: 5
Coding region: 363-4781 (1472 amino acids)
Biological process (GO): positive regulation of blood vessel endothelial cell proliferation involved in sprouting angiogenesis
Cellular component (GO): ruffle membrane; adherens junction
Source: RefSeq, a predicted model, not a curated record